Molecule: messenger RNA, 996 nt
Organism: Salpingoeca rosetta
Lineage: Eukaryota; Choanoflagellata; Craspedida; Salpingoecidae
Exons: 7
Coding region: 109-981 (290 amino acids)
Biological process (GO): mitochondrial translational elongation
Cellular component (GO): mitochondrial matrix
Molecular function (GO): translation elongation factor activity; protein binding
Source: RefSeq, a predicted model, not a curated record
GGCUGUUGGACGUGGGGUGCAACACGUGGUGGAAGUUGAGAGCACUUUCAUUCUUCAUUUCCGUCCACACACAGCACAACAAAACAAGGCGCAAAACAACUCGCAACGAUGAUGCAAGUGUGUGCAACACGUGCUGCGGCGCUCAGUGCACGCAGCCCUGCCCUCCUCCUCUCUCGCUCCCUCGCCGUCAAGCCCUCUGUGGGCAACAUCAAGGAGCUGCGCAAGCGCACGGACCUGCCGAUGAAGCUGUGCCGCCAAGCGCUGGCAGAGAGCAGUGAUGACGUGAACGCCGCAAUGGAGUGGCUCAAGAACAAUGAGGAAGCCCGCGCACAAAUGGUCAAGGACAAGCUGGCUGGUCGCGCUGCUGCAGAGGGCCGUGUUGGCGUGCUCACGUCGCCAACAGCGGCCGCGCUCGUCAAGGUGAACUGCGAGACGGACUUUGUUGCACGAAACGAUGAGUUUGUGAGCAUGGUGGAUGAGAUUACGGAGAGCUGCAUGCGCAUGAUGCAGCAACGGGAUACAAGUACCGAGUUUGUCACCCUCACAGACGAGGAGCUUGCGUCUCUUCCCGUGGCAAGUGGUACGGCCAAGACGCUCAUCGAUGCUGCCCUCUCUACCCACGGCGAGAACCUUCAACUGAGCCAGGCGUGUGGUGUGCAUGCCCCUGAUACGUGCGUCCUCGGUUCCUAUUCCCACAACAACGGCUCCUACGCCGCCGUCAUCUGCCUGCAGGCUGAUGCACCCGUCUCCUCGCUUCCCCAGUCUGCCCAGGACGUGCUGAAGACGACAGCAGAUGCGCUGGCGAAGAACGUGGUUGCGGUCGAGCCCGAGGCGGAGGAGGGCCAGUCUGUGCUGGACGCGCUGCGUACGCAGGCGCUCGUGUUCUCUCCAGACCACACCGUGCGUGACGAGUUGGCGCGCGCCGGCAAGGAUGCCAGCACAACCCUCGAUGUCGUCUCCUUUGUUCGCUGGCAGAAGUAAACACGCCUGACACUA